Messenger RNA from Tripterygium wilfordii, 772 nucleotides. RefSeq lists its product as uncharacterized. NCBI's taxonomy places the organism in Eukaryota, Viridiplantae, Streptophyta, Magnoliopsida, Celastrales, Celastraceae. The transcript has 2 exons. The coding region runs from base 8 to 589 and encodes 193 amino acids. The record is from RefSeq and is a predicted model, not a curated record.
UCCGAAGAUGUGGUUAACAUCCUCUAAUAUUGUCCAGUUCAAGAAUCAUACUGACAAUGAUACUGAGGAUGAUUUAGCUAGAGCUGCUUCUGGAGCUAGAAGUUAUGUUGAGAAUUCAAAGGUCAAUGAGAGUGUGUUGCUGAUGAAGUUCUAUUCCUUGUCUUCUAGAGUAGUUAACUAUUUGCUCUCUGACCGUGAUGGUAAAGAAUUAGAUCUACCAUUUGAAGUGAAUGAUGAAGAAUUGCAGAUAAUUCUUUUCCCAAUAAGCACCUUCGUACUCGGUCGUUCAGGUACUAGAAAAACUAUGGUUUUGACCAUGAAGUUAUUUGAAAGAGAACGGCUGCACCUCACGGUGCUGGGAAUAUUACAUGGUGUCCAAAGCGAUUCACUUCUGCAUGGUAAACAGAAAAUUGAGGUUGGUGAGGAUGUUGAAGAGACAAAAAGGGACAGCUUGCGGCAAAUUUUUGUGACUGUCAGUCCUAAACUCUGUCAUGCAGUCAAGCAACAUGUUUCUCACUUGAAAAGCUCUUUGUAUGGGGGAAAUUCUUCGACAGAUAGCAGUUCUGUUGACAUGGAUGAUUUUGAUUAAACAUCACAAUUCAAGGAUAUCCCAGAUUCCUUUGUUGAUGUUCCAUCCAAGGCUUACCCCCUUUUUAUAACAUUUCAUAAGUUCUUGAUGAUGCUUGAUGGAACGCUUGGUGAAUCAUACUUCCUGAGAUUUCAUGAAGCAAGGAAACUUUAUAAAGGUGGAAUUCAUAGCUUAAAACCUAUU